This is a messenger RNA of Dacryopinax primogenitus, 1295 nucleotides long. Its product is annotated as prolyl aminopeptidase serine peptidase. NCBI's taxonomy places the organism in Eukaryota, Fungi, Basidiomycota, Dacrymycetes, Dacrymycetales, Dacrymycetaceae. Bases 39 to 989 code for a protein of 316 amino acids. Gene Ontology annotation, cellular component: cytoplasm. The record is from RefSeq and is a predicted model, not a curated record. Gene Ontology annotation, molecular function: aminopeptidase activity. The transcript has 14 exons. Gene Ontology annotation, biological process: proteolysis.
AUACACGUUGUCAUUCACCCUCUUACCGCCGUAUCAUCAUGGCUUCUCUGUAUGCUGAGAUCAGUGCGUUCGAGACUGGGACCUUGAAGGUGUCGGACAUCCAUACACUCUAUUACGAGAUUAGCGGGAACGAGAAUGGGAAGCCGGUUGUUUUCUUGCACGGUGGUCCUGGAGGAGGGACCAGCGAGCUUGACCGACGAUACUUUGACCCAGAAGUGUACAAGAUCAUUCUCUUUGAUCAGCGUGGGUCCGGGAAGUCCACUCCUUCAGCUUGCCUUGAGCACAAUACCACCUGGGAUCUGGUCGAGGAUGUUGAGCGUAUUCGCAAGCAUCUGGGCAUUCAUAAAUGGGUUGUCUUUGGAGGAUCUUGGGGUUCCACACUCGCUUUAGCCUAUGCCGAGACAUACCCAGAGCCCGUGAAAGCUCUUGUGCUCAGAGGUAUAUUUACUCUGCGGAAGAGUGAACUGGUGUUCUUCUAUCAGAAUGGCACUUCUCAUAUUUUCCCCGAAGCCUGGGACGAGUUCAUUGCGCCCAUUCCCGAAGCAGAGCGCGACGAUAUGAUGAAGGCGUAUCACAGCCAACUGAACUCUGAUGACGAUGCGAUACGUCUCCGGGCGGCUCGAGCCUGGUCGAAGUGGGAGAUGAGUACUUCCCGCAUGAACCUGGACCUGGAAGCUGUAGAACGCGCAGCUCAGGAUGAUUGGGCCAAUGCAUUUGCUCGCAUUGAAAAUCACUUCUUCUUCAAUGAGGGCUGGAUGAGAGAUGGGCAACUCCUUGAGAAACAGGCCAUUGACAAGAUCCGCCACAUUCCUACGGUGAUUGUCCAGGGCAGAUAUGACGUGAUCUGCCCAGCAACCACAGCAUGGGCGCUCAAGAAAGCCUUCCCGGAGGCCGAAUUCCACAUCGUACCCAACGCCGGCCAUUCAUCCAAGGAAGAUGGUAUCGCGAAGCUCCUGGUAGAGGCAACAAACAAGUUCCGUCACCUGUAGAUGUGAGGGUCUACUGAUACCCGCAUUGAUAGAAGAUUCGGAGCGAAGUUGAGUGCAGAACGAGACCAUUUGUAGUAAAUCGAUACCUGAAAUGAAAGAACAAAUAUGAAGUUGACAUUGCCUGCUUACAUCGAUACUCCCCCAGGAAGGGUUGAGAAGGAUUCUGCGAAUCGCUGAAACUAAACUGGGGACUUGGCAGGCUUUACCGCUGAAGUUCGUACGGCUAGAAGGAUCGCAUUACACACCGUACAUGCAGUGACAUUCAAAAUGGGUUAUCAAGGAACGAUACAGCUACACAGAGUGUGC